Messenger RNA from Chrysochloris asiatica (Cape golden mole), 3189 nucleotides. It is a transcript of the gene MYO3B, whose product is annotated as myosin IIIB. The record is from RefSeq and is a predicted model, not a curated record. Gene Ontology annotation, molecular function: protein binding; ATP binding; cytoskeletal motor activity. The transcript is spliced from 28 exons. Gene Ontology annotation, cellular component: myosin complex. The coding region runs from base 1 to 3189 and encodes 1062 amino acids. Lineage: Eukaryota; Metazoa; Chordata; Mammalia; Afrosoricida; Chrysochloridae.
AUGGGGAAGCGGGUAGACAGAAAUCCUCCACCUACUUUACUUCAUCCAGAAAAAUGGUGUAAGGAAUUCAACCAUUUUAUUUCACAGUGUCUUAUUAAGGAUUUUGAAAAACGGCCUUCCGUCACAUAUCUCCUCGACCACCCAUUUAUUAAAGGAGCCCAUGGAAAGGUUUCAUUUUUGCAAAAACAGCUGGCCAACAUCCUCCAAGACCAGAGGCAACUAAACCCUGUUAAAACCAGGCAUGAAAGGAUGCAUACCAGAAGACCCUAUCAUGUGGAGGGUGUAGAAAAAUACUGCCUUGAGGACGAUUUGGUCAAUCUUGAGGUUCUGGAUGAGGAUACAAUUAUUCAUCAGUUGCAGAAGCGUUAUAUGGACUUGUUGAUUUACACAUAUGUUGGAGAUAUCCUAAUUGCCUUGAACCCUUUUCAGAAUCUCAGCAUAUACUCUCCACAGUUUUCCAGACUUUAUCAUGGGGUAAAGCGAGCCGCAAAUCCUCCCCACAUAUUUGCGUCAGCAGAUGCUGCUUACCAGUGUAUGGUUACUUUCAGCAAAGACCAGUGCAUCGUCAUCAGUGGCGAAAGUGGUUCUGGGAAGACAGAAAGCGCCCACCUGAUUGUUCAGCAUUUGACUUUCUUAGGAAAGGCUGAUAAUCAAACUUUGAGAGAAAAAAUUCUGCAAGUGAACUCCCUGGUAGAAGCCUUUGGGAAUGCAUGCACUGCCAUCAAUGAUAACUCGAGCCGUUUUGGAAAAUACCUGGAAAUGAUGUUUACACCAACUGGAGCUGUGAUGGGGGCAAGAAUUUCUGAAUAUCUUCUGGAAAAAUCCAGAGUUAUAAAGCAGGCAGUGGGAGAGAAAAAUUUUCACAUAUUUUAUUAUAUUUAUGCUGGUCUUUAUCAUCAGCAGAAACUUUCUGAUUUUAGGCUUCCUGAGGAAAAACUUUCUAGGUAUAUAGCUGAUGAAACAGGAAGAGUGAUGCAUGACAUAACUUCUAAGGAAUCUUACCGAAGACAAUUUGAAGCAAUUCAGCAUUGCUUCAGGAUUAUAGGGUUCACUGAAAAGGAAGUGCACUCAGUGUACAGAAUUUUGGCUGGGAUUUUGAAUAUUGGAAACAUUGAAUUUGCAGCCAUUUCCUCUCAACAUCAGACUGAUAAAAGUGAGAUUCCCAAUACUGAAGCUUUGAAAAAUGCUGCCUCGGUUCUCUGCAUCAGCCCCAAAGAGCUCAAGGAGGCCCUCACCUCUCACUGUGUGGUUACCAGGGGCGAAACGAUCGUCCGUGCCAACACCGUUGACAGGGCCACAGAGGUACGGGAUGCCAUGUCCAAAGCCUUGUAUGGGCGGCUCUUCAGUUGGAUUGUAAACCGCAUCAAUACACUCCUGCAGCCAGACAAAAACAUAUGUGCAGACGAUGGUAUGAAUGUGGGCAUCUUGGAUAUUUUUGGAUUUGAGAACUUUUGGAGAAAUUCAUUUGAGCAGCUCUGCAUAAACAUCGCCAAUGAGCAAAUCCAGUACUAUUUUAACCAGCACGUUUUUGCUUUUGAGCAGAUGGAAUACCAAAAUGAGGGCAUUGACGCUACAGUCGUGGAGUAUGAGGACAAUCGCCCACUCCUAGACAUGUUCCUUCAAAAACCUCUGGGACUACUGGCACUUUUGGACGAGGAAAGUCGGUUUCCCCAAGCAACUGACCAGACCCUGGUUGAUAAAUUCGAAGAUAAUUUACGAAGCAAAUACUUCUGGAGGCCCAAAGGAGUGGAGCUGUGCUUUGGCAUCCAGCACUAUGCGGGGAAGGUAUUAUAUGAUGCUUCUGGGGUUCUUGAGAAGAAUAGAGAUACUCUCCCAGUCGAUGUGGUUGUAGUCCUGAGAACGUCAGAAAACAAGCUUCUUCAGCAACUCUUCUCAAUUCCUUUAACCAAAACAGGUAACUUGGCCCAAACCAAAGCCAGGAUAGCAGCAGCCUCACGGUCUUUACCUCCACAUUUCAGUGCUGGGCGAGCCAAGGUGGAUACACUGGAGGUGAUACGGCAUCCAGGAGAAACCACCAACAUGAAAAGGCAAACCAUGGCUUCUUACUUCCGGUAUUCACUGAUGGACCUGCUCUCCAAAAUGGUGGUGGGCCAGCCUCACUUUGUGCGCUGCAUUAAACCCAAUGAUGAUCGAGAGGCCCUGAUGUUCUCCCAAGAGAGAGUGUUAACCCAGCUCCGCUCCACAGGGAUCCUGGAGACAGUCAGCAUCCGCCAGCAAGGAUAUUCUCAUCGCAUCCUCUUUGAAGAGUUUGUGAAAAGGUAUUAUUACUUGGCGUUCAGAGCACAUCAGAUACCACUUGCUAACAAAGAGAGCUGUAUUGCCAUCUUGGAAAAGUCCAGAUUAGAUCACUGGGUACUGGGUAAAACUAAGGUUUUUCUCAAGUACUACCACAUCGAGCAGUUAAACUUGUUACUGCGACAAGUCAUAGGCAGAGUGGUUGUGCUGCAGGCAUAUACCAAGGGGUGGCUUGCAGCCAGGAGACACAAAAGAAUCAGAGAGAAGAGAGAAAAGGGGGCCAUUGCCAUCCAGUCAGCCUGGAGAGGAUAUGAUGCUCGGAGGAAAUUCAAGAAAAUAAGCAACAGAAGGACUGAGUCUGCUAUUCAUAUUCAAGCAGUUUUGAAGGACUCUAUAGAUGAUAAAAGCAGUCCACAAGUGGAAUCCAGUGAUGGCCAUGCAGAGACUUCAAGCAACUAUCCUGCUAUUACUGAGAAAAAUUGGCAUUUGCAAGCCCAAAGCUCCCCAAAUGGGUGUGAUGUCUUCGCAAGACAGGCAAAUCAGCACUCAGUUUCUGGAGCCAAUCUGGUGUCAUCUCGGACAAGCCAUGUUACUCCAGAUUGCCAAGACCCGAGUCCCGCGGAAGCCCCGCCAAAACCUGAUUCAGAAAAUGGUCUUGCACAAAAGCAGAGAACACCUCGCCGACGAUGUCAACAGCCCAAAAUAUUGAAUAGCCCUGAGGAUACCAUGUACUAUAGCCAGCUAAAUGGAACUCUAGAAUAUCAAGGGAGCAAAAGGAAGCCAAGAAAACUUGGCCAAAUCAAAGUGCUUGAUGGAGAAGAUGAAUAUUAUAAAUCUCUGUCACCCAUGGACUCUAUGCCUGAGGAAGACUGCUCAGCCCACCCUUUCCUUUUCUCCUCAUCCACAAAAGGAGGAUCUUUUGCUCAGCACUGA